Molecule: messenger RNA, 6804 nt
Organism: Closterium sp. Naga37s-1
Lineage: Eukaryota; Viridiplantae; Streptophyta; Zygnematophyceae; Desmidiales; Closteriaceae
Source: the annotation of a GenBank genome assembly
AUGGGCGAAUACUUCUGCGAACCCUGUCGCGCAGCCGCGCAGGCGAUAGUUGCGGGGGGCGACGACAACGCCGCCGCCGCGGCGUCUGCGGCUGCGGCGGCAGCGGCGGCGGCGGCGCUAGCGGCGGGCGUGGCGGCGGGCGCGGCGGCGGGCGCGGGAGUGGCGGUGUCGCCCGGGCAGAAACGGGCGAGGCGCAAGUCGACCCAGAAGGCCUCUCUCUCUGACGGCCGCCAUUCAGACGCCACGUCGGACGCCGACAAUCCCGAGGCUCCAGGCAGCCACACUACAUCCGUGCAGGCAGCCAGUCGCAGGCUGACACGUGGCGAGGCACAGAAACUACAGCGGCUGCAGCAAGGGGGCGCGGCAGCUGGGGAGGGGGAAGAGGUGGAGGAGGAAGAGGAGGGGGAGGGAGAGGAGGAGGAGGAUGGUGGGGAAGGGGAAGAGGGACGGGGAUAUGCUGAGGAGCAGACAGGAAGGGUGAUGGCUGGGUGCGACGGUAAUGCUGGUCAAGAAGGGAUGGCAGGGAUGGCAGUAGGAAUAGGAGUGGAAAUGGGGGCUGCUGCUCCUGCUGCUGGUGUUGUCACUGCAGCAGCUACUGCCACUACUGUGGCUGCUGCUGCUAAUGCUGUUGCUAAUGCUGCUGCUGCUGCUGCUGCUGGUGGGGAGGGCAUGGGCUUGGCAGUGCCAGGGGGAGAAGUGCCUGGCGCUGUUGACGUUGGUCUGGGUGCUGGGCAGAUGAAUAUGGGAGGAGGUGCUAAUGGUGAUGCGCAUGUUGCCUUGGACGACACGGUGCAGUCUCCCACACGCACUACGCUUCCACCGCAGCUGCAACCCUCAGUGGACCCAGCAGCAGCAGCAGCAGCAGGGGCAGAAGCGAAGGGCGGUUUGAAGCGCACAGCAGAGGAUAUGAUGAUGGGGGCUAGUCAGGGAUUGGAUCCAAACGCUGCCGCUGCUGCUUUCGUUGCCAGUGCUGGUGCUGGUGCUGGUGGAGUGGGUGCGGGAGGGAUAGAGGGGGUGGAUGCGGGAAUGCUUGCCCCGGCAGCAAAGCAAGCGCGAGUUGACACCCAGGCCUCUGCUCUCCACGCUGCUUUUCCUGCUGUCCCACCUGCUGCGUCUCCCACCCUGGCUCCAUGCGGGGCAGUGGCAGCAGACAGGGGAGGGGCAGGCGGGGAGAAAGCAGCCGUUGCUUUCGCACCCUCCCUCCCUCCUGCCCCUGGGCUUGCUACAGAUGGUGCAGCGGCAGCAGCAGGUGGAGGUGCGGCAGCAGCAGCGCCAGGAGCAGUGGCAGCAGCAGGUGGCAUUGGAGCCUCUGGAGCGUCUGGGCCACAACUGGUGGCGGUGACUAUGCCAGUGCAGUCCACUCCUCCUCUUCCCACCGGUACCAGCAAUGCCAGUGGCAUUGCUACCGCCGCUGGUGCAACCGCCACUGCUGCUGUGCCUCCUGCCAUGCCCGCCAUCCCUCUCCUCCGCGUUCCUGUGUUCUAUGGAAAGCCGCAGCUUCUGCCCUUUGCCAUCCCGCCUCUCCCUGCCUUUGCUGGCGCUGCUGCUGCUCCUGGGCUAGCCCCCCCCGUUCCUUCGCAAGUUUCGCCAGGUGUUCCGCCAGGUGUUUUCCCAGGUGCUCCAGGCGCCGCCCCAGGUGCUAUGCCAGGUGGCGUGAUGGCUGCAGUUCCGCCGACUGCUCCUCCUGGGGGCCCGGGGCAGCGGAGGAACUCGGCAGGGCAGGCAGGGGCGCGGCCGAGAGGGCAGGAGAAGGGUGCAGCAGGGGCGGGAGGCGGGGCCGGAGGGGGGCGGGCGGGUAGUGGGCUGGCGGGUAGCAGCCCGAGAGGAGGAGGAGGUGGGGGUGGAGGGGCUAUGGUGAUUGCCAGAAGUGCUAGUGGUGGUGGUGGUGGUGCUGCUGGUGCUGGUGCUAUGACUGGAUCGCCUUCCGAUAUUGCGACGCGAAAGCGGUUCCGAGACUCUGUUGCUGCUGCCCUCUGCAUCGGCUUGCUGGAAAUGGCUGCUGCUUCUGCAGAAGCUGCUUCAAAUGCGGCUGCGGCUGCUGCUGCUGCUGCUGCUUCUGCAGCGGCGGCUGCUGCUACGGCUGCUUCAAAGGGAGAAAUCAAAGGGAAGGAAGAGGCAGGCGGUAGCAAGCAGUUAGAAGGGGUUAAGAAGGAGGAGGAGAAGGGGGAAGAGGUGAAGCUGCUUCCUGCUCCUCCUGCCAGUGUUGCGGCCCCAGAGGGGAAGGUAGAGGGGGGUGUGGGAACGGAUUUGAGAGUGAAGAGUGAAAGGGACGAGGAAAAGGCUGGUGUGUUGGCGCCAGUGGCAGAUGUGACUAGAACGGCUGUGAAGGAGGAAGAGAAGGGUAAGGUGGAGCAGGCGCAAGAGACGGAGGAGAAGGAAGAGAAAGAGGAGGUUGGAGCUAAUGUUGGUGUUGGUGUUGGUGUUGGUGUUGGGCAGGGUGGAGAAGAGAGCAGAGCAGCAGGUGGAUUGGUGGUGAAUGCAGUGAAAGGGGAGGCAAUAGUGCAAGGAGAGACGGGGACAGAAGAGUUGGUCUCUGCAGAGGGACCUCACACUCCGGGGGUGGUGGCAGGGGAAGCUGGGCUGAAAUCAGAGCGUGUCGCUGAACCGAUGGUGACUGAAACGGUAGUGAAGGCAGAGGGUGUGACAGAGGCAGGUGGGGUUGCAGGAGAGGCGGUGGUGGAUGUUGUGAUGGGAGAAGUAGCAGACGCUGAUGCUGCUGAAACUGCAGGAGCAGCAGCAACAGCAGCAGCAGAGGCGGCUGCAGUGGCGGUGACAGGGAGCGAGGAGGGUGGUGGUGCUGCUGCUACUGCAGCAGGUAAGGAGGAGGGAGAAGCGAGAGAGAAGCAAGGAGGGGCAGUGAAGGCGGAAGAGAUGGAGGAGGAUGUGGUAGAGGUGAAGGGAGGAGAGGGGAAGGGAGGAUGGAUAGAAGACGAGGUUGCAGUUGAGGAGGGGGAUGCGAGAGGUGUUGAAGUCGGUGCACAGGUGUUGAAAGAGGAGGAGGGAGGUGGAGGGAAGGGCAUGGCGGAGGAGGGAGGAGCGGAGCCUGCAGCUAAGGCGGAUUCAGACGUGGUUGAAGUGCCCAGUUCUGUGCCUAUGGCAGAGGGCGGAGAGGGGGAGACAGCAGCUGGUAACGGAGAGGUUAAUAAGGAGGACAACGGUGGGGUGGGUGGAGGAGUAGCCAUAGCCAUUCAGGGAGGAGGAGAGGCCGCAGGGGGGGAUGUGGAGAUGAAAGAUGCAGUGGUGGGGACAGAGGGGGGUGACGAGGGAGGAGUGAUGGGGGCGCAGAAGGGGGAGAUGGAUGAUGAUGUGGUGGAGGUUGCACCUGGAGGGAUGGAGGGAGUGAUGCGCGCCAAAGCCGAUGCCCUCGCAGCCACAAUCGAAGACGAGCUAUUCCGGCUCUUCCGAGGCGUCACUAAAAAGUACCGCGACCGGGCUCGAUCUCUGCUCUUCAACCUGAAAGACCCGAGCAACCCAGAGCUCCGUGCAAGGGUAAUCUCAGGGGACCUCCCCCCUAGAGAGCUCUGCCAGAUGACUGCAGAGCAGCUGGCUUCACGGGAGCUGUCGCAGUGGCGAGAGGCUAAGUACCAGGAGCAUGCGGAGCAGACAGUGCUUACAGAAGAGGAUUCUGAUGCGCUCAUGCGAGUGGUUAAGAAGACGCAUAAGGGAGAGGUGGAGGUGGAGUUGCCUUCGCUUGCGGAAGAGGUUUCCGCGCCUGUGGUGGCUGCUGUGGGGUUGAAUGGGGGGAAGAGAGCGGGGAAGGGCGAGGAGGAGGGGAGAGGGAGGGGCGGGAGUGGCGUGGAGGGGAAAGGGGAGGGGGAUGGGGCCGGGGUGAGUGGUGGGCGGAAGGAGAGGGAGAGAGGGGACGGUGGGGGUGGUGUGAAGAGGGAGAGGGAAGCAGAUGGGGAAGGGAAGGGGAGUGGUGAGAUUCUGAGUUGGGAGAAAUGGAGUGCGAUGAGGGGUGGUGGGGGAGGGGAUGGGGAGGAGGAGGGCGAGAAGGGGGUGGAGGGUGAGGAGGAGGAGCGAGGAGGGGGGAAACGGCUGGCUGUUGAAGCAAAGGAGAAAGAGAGGGAGAGGGAGGUGGAACGGAGUGCAGCAGCAGCAGCAGCAGCAGCGUUUUGGGGGGGAGUGAAGGAGGGUGCAGUGGAGGAGGUGUGGUCGCAGGCGGAGGAGGAAGCAAAGGCCUUGGCAGUGGGGCAGGACAUAUGGGAGGGGGGGCUGCAAGUCACGUCCUCACGCAUGUGCCCCAUCCGUGCCUUCCGAGUCAGUGGCGACAGCAGUGUGGACGUGGGGCGCUUUGAGGCGGUGGUGGAGGUGAAGGGGCGCGUCAAGAUGUCAGACUUCGCCACCUUCCUCUCUGCCCUGCGCACCGCCCGCUCUAGGACCGUCGUGGUCCUAGUGCUGCUGUGCCCAGAUGUUACAGACGAUGCUCUGCAUGAGGCAGCAGAGCAGUACCUGGAGAGCAACAGGGUGGGCUUUGCAGAGCCGUGCAAGGGCACAGAGCUUUACCUGCUGCCUGUGGGCAGCGAGGGGGAGAACCUGCUCAGAGCCAACGGUGACACUGCUGCUGCUGCUGCUGCUGCUGCAGAGGUGGUUGAGAACGCGCAGAAGGCGGAGGCGGAGGCUAAGGUAAAGGAGGAGGUGAAGGUGGAGGCACAGGGUGAUAAAGACACUGACACAAUCCCUGUGGGUGCUGCCAGUGGAACGGGCGAAUCAGCUGCAGGUCAGGCUGUUAAGGAGGAACCAGCGGAGGCAGUAGUGGUGAAGAAGGAAGAAGGUGCAGCAGAGACAGCAGGCGGAGUGACGCCUGCAGGGGAUGCUGAGGUGGAAGAAGAGACAGGGCCAGCGGGAAUGAGUGUGGAGGGAGGAAAGGCGGAAGGAACAGGGGAUGGUUCCGCUGCUGCUGUUGCGGCAGUCAAUGCUGCAGACGCAGCAGGUGCGGGAGAAGCAGCAGCAACGACUGGUGUGGAGACAGCAGGGGAAGAGGCUGGGCCACGAGGAAUGGGUCAAGAUGGAGGAGAAUCAUCAGCAGGAGGAGGAGGGGAGGUCAGUCCUGUCAGUAAGCGGGAAUCGAGCUACAAGGUGGAUGAUUCUGCAGCGGCAGCAGCCGCUGCUGCAGCCGCUGCGGCCACCCGAGGCCUGUCAACUCACUCCUCCAAGGCUGCAGCAGCAGAGUCCCCAGCCAAGUUCCCUCCACCGGACGCCGCACCCCCACAUGCACAUCGACAGGAGGACAAGCCAGACAGGUUCCGGCAUGGCGCAGGGCACGGGCGUGAGUACGGGCGAGAGAGGGACCGCGAGCGGGAGCGGGAGCGGGAGUACGGUCGGGAGCACGGGUAUGGCUCGUUCCAGUCAGGCCAUGGGCAUGGGCCUUCACCUGUUGCGCUUCGCCGCGCAGGCAGCAGCGGGGGCAGUGGUGCCAGUGCUGGUGGUGGGUACGGAGGAGGGGUUGCACAUACCCCGCCUGCCCCACGCUCCCGCCCUCCCAUGUCACCUGCAGCUGGUCCGAAACCCGGCCCUAUGGCUGCUGUGUCUCCCCGCCUCCCGACAUCGCCCACGCCUGCUUCUGCAGGGUGGGGGGGACGAGAGAGGCGGGAGGAGAGGCGGCGAAGGGGGCGCGGGUGGGAUGAUGGUAGUGAUAGGCACCCGGGCGGGGUUGGUGCUGCUGGGGGAGGUGCUGGGAGGGGUGUUGGUGUUGCUGGUGGGAGAUUGGGAGGAGGAGGAGGAGGAGGAGGGGGAGGAGGAAUGGAUGAUGAUGAUGAUUUGCCUGAGUUUGAGUUUGAGCAGCCGGCUCUGCCACAGCAGCAGCAGCAGCAGCAGCAGCAGAGUGAGCCGUCUCUCCCUCCUGGCUUCUAUUCUGGCAGCGGUUUGCCCAGUAAUCUGGCCUCUGCUCUUGCUGCCGUAGCUCCUGCCCUCGCCUCCCUUGCAGCUCUAACUUCUCUGCAAGGAUCUAAUCAGCAACAACAGCAGCAGCAACAGCAACCGCAGCAGCAGCAGCAGCAGCAGCAGCAGCAGCAACACCCUGUUGCACAAUCACUUGCCCCGCCUCCCUUUACCCCUCCUCAGCCGUUCAUCCCACAACCGGGUACAUCAACUCCCGCUGUCCCGCCUACCACUGCUUCUGGUUUUGGUCCUGCACAUAUCCAUCCACAGCAACACCAGCAGCAGCAGCAGCACCCGCUUCCCUCUAUGUCUGCUCCCACGCCCAUGGCCUCUGUGCCUCCUGCUCCUGCCCGCCCUGUUUGGAAGAUCACAACCACCACUGCCCCUAGUCCGGUCGCAUCCAUUCCCCCUGCUGUGCCUGCGGCGGCGCCUAUCCCUGCCCAGGGAGGUAUGGUCCAACGACCUGGAAUGGGGAUGGGAGCAGGCAUGGGUGGUGGAGGAGGUGGGCCUGUAGGUGCCGGGGGAGAUGUGUGGGGCGCUAUGCCAAAGCCACAGCUGCAGCAGGCACAGCAGCAGGAGCAGGAGCAGCAGCAGGCGGUGCAGCCGUUGCAGCAGCAGGGGCAGCAGCAGGUGCCGCCGUUAGAAGGGUCUAUGGUGGGGCUGCUGGACCUGAUGGGUCGUACUACGGUGGUGGUGGUAGUGGUGGUGGUGGUGGUGGUGGUGGUGGUGGUGGGCGUGGUGGGCGUGGGCAGGGGGGUUUUGGGGUUGAUUACAAUGAGCAUGGUCAUUAUGAAGGGCCCAGGGGGGCAGGAGGGCCUGGGUGGGGUAGGGGCCAGCAUGGAAGAGGAGGAAGGGGAGGUGGUGGUGAUGGGGGAAGGCAUUAUGGUCCAAUGUAAUCUGAGCUGUGCAGGCAGUCGCCGAUGA